CCUCUCCCCUUCACGCCUCGCCUCACGACGAUGCACUCUCUCCCGCCGCGACCGGCUUUUGCUGGCGCAUCGUCCGCGGCCUCGUCUUCGCGCGAAGGAGCUGCAUCGCGGGUGCAGCGGCGCUCUGCCUCGCCCUCUCGCGACCGCAACUCCUCUCGCUCCGACGCCGAGUCGUCCUCGUCAGCGCUGCGUCUUGCGCUGCCAUCGCGGCCGCCCGCCGACACCACCUAUGCGCGGCCCGAGCGCGUCGCCUUCUUCUCCUACGGCCCUGCGCGCGAGCUGCGCUUCGACAGCUCGGCCAAGCGGCGCUUCCGCGAGCCGCCCACUGGCGUUGAUCUGGGCCACCGCUUUGGCGCUGCCGUGUGGCGCGAGGAGCAGAACGAGCAUCUCGACUCGCUCAUCGAGACACUGCAGCGCCUGCCGUCCAGCUCCACACGGCCGCAUCCACUGCUUGAAGCACGCGUGGUGACAUGGCGAGGCAUGAUGACGCGGCUAUGUUCAGCGUGGCACGAGCGCUCGAGCGACUAUCCCAAGGGCUGGGAGAUGAAUGUGCAGCGUGUCGGAGACACGCUGUACAUCGAGGAAGUCGUCACUGCAGCCUCUCUUGCCGACAAGGCGGCGCAUGCAAACAACGAGCGGCAGAGGACAAUGGCGUACCACGGCUAUGCAUUCGAGAGCUUCUGCACUGCGCCUCUGUCCGACGACAAGACCUCUGCUCAGCCCGACGCAGACGGCUGGAGCGGCGACGUCAACACCAACGAGCAGUGGUGCGAGAUUGUGCGGACGUCGCUCGGCGGACAUGGCGUCUUGAUAGGUGGAGAGACGGACUGUGUCAUUGAGUCGCAUGGUGGAAAUGAGGCGGAGGGCGUGGAGCUCAAGACGUCGAUGGUGCUGCGCAAUCAGCGCGACGAGGUGCGCUUUGAGAAGAAGAUGCUGCGCUUCUACAUGCAGGCCUUCCUGCUUGGCAUUCCGAACGUAUUCGUUGGCUUUCGCGAUCAUCAGGGCAAGCUGCAGUCGACGCACCGCUUCCGCACGCUCGAGAUGCCGCGUCUCGUGCGCAACAAGCCACACGCCUGGCAUCCCUCGCAAGGCCUCUCCUUUGGCGCCGAGAUCCUCUCCUUCCUCGAGCUGCACAUACCUUCGCAAGAAGCAUCGUCAUCCGACCCGGCCAUCUGGCGUCUCUCCUUCGACGCGCCCUUCACGCACGUGCAGCUGCGCCAGCUGGAGGCACACGAGGUCAAGACACUCUCGCAGGACGACGGCCCGGCGCGUGUGGGCUUUCUCAAGCGCGAGCACUAUGCUUGGCUCCGUGCUGAGCUAGACAAGCGUCAGGAACGCAGCAGUGCAAAUGCAUAGCUCAAGCU
This is a messenger RNA of Tilletiopsis washingtonensis, 1364 nucleotides long. Its product is annotated as RAI1-domain-containing protein. Gene Ontology annotation, cellular component: nucleus; cytosol. Bases 31 to 1356 code for a protein of 441 amino acids. The transcript is spliced from 6 exons. Gene Ontology annotation, biological process: NAD-cap decapping; nuclear-transcribed mRNA catabolic process. NCBI's taxonomy places the organism in Eukaryota, Fungi, Basidiomycota, Exobasidiomycetes, Entylomatales. Gene Ontology annotation, molecular function: mRNA 5'-diphosphatase activity. The record is from RefSeq and is a predicted model, not a curated record.